Messenger RNA from Sebastes umbrosus (honeycomb rockfish), 2693 nucleotides. RefSeq names its product ankyrin repeat and zinc finger peptidyl tRNA hydrolase 1 (gene ankzf1). Bases 175 to 2364 code for a protein of 729 amino acids. The record is from RefSeq and is a predicted model, not a curated record. The transcript has 16 exons. Lineage: Eukaryota; Metazoa; Chordata; Actinopteri; Perciformes; Sebastidae. Gene Ontology annotation, molecular function: protein binding.
UGGCUGUAGAAACAAGGGGAACGCCUUCGCUUUAUUGACGCUUUAUUGACGCUCUCGGGCUCCCGUAGAUGUGUCAUGAGGAAACACGGUAACGCAACUGAACGCAACGUCAGUGCUGCUUUACGAGACCUCCUUUUAUGUUCAAUGAGGUAAAAUAAUAAUAAAACAACAACAAUGACGACUGGAGCAGACCACCGCUGCAUCUUUACUUGGAGCCCAGAUGAUGAAGCUCUGGUCGGACUGAGAGAAGUGAACUCAGUCCUGAAGCAGCCUGUCAACACUGAGCCAGCCUCAGACGAGUUGGAGGACAGAUCUCCAGAGGAUGAGAGACAGCGGGAGUCCAGUCUGGUCAGAGAGGUGUCAGACAAGAUGCUCUGUUCAGCCUGCAAAUGCCUCUUUAUUAGUCGAGAGGAACAGACGGAGCACUACAAGCUGGACUGGCAUCGCUUCAACUUGAGACUAAAGAUUUCAGGAAUGCCACCAGUCACAGCGGAGGAGUUUGAGAGGAAGACUGGAGCUGGAGACAUGUCGAGUAUCUCAGGCUCAGAGUCCGACUCAGAUGAAGAAGACUCGGAUAGUGAGAGCGGGGGAACAAGCAGCAACGUCACUGGCACUGAUAACGAGAGCUCAGUGGAAACCAGUUUAUUUACUGGCCGGCCCUCCAGCAAGGUGGUUUUCCAGAACUCAGCCGGACAAUAUCUGUGGGUGUAUCGCUGCAUUCUGCAGGGACAGUUAGAUGACGACGCAGGAUCCUCCCUGAAGGCCAUUUGUAAGAACACGGUGUGGAUCGUUCUCAUGACGGGUGGAGGACACUUCGCUGGUGCAGUAUUCCAGGGAAAAGAAGUCCUUCAGCACAAGACCUUCCACCGAUACACGGUGCGAGCGAAGCGAGGCACUGCUCAAGGACUCCGAGACUCUCAGAACCGCAGCCACACGCCCAAGUCUGCAGGAGCUGCUCUGAGGCGACACAAUGAGGCGGCGCUCGUCAAGGACAUCCAGGAUCUUCUGGUCAGCUGGGCUGAACACUUGAAGGAGGCCUCUGCCAUAUUCCUACGAUCCCCCAGCUACAAUAAAAGCAUCUUUUUUACUGGUCGUGCAGCUCCGUUUGACAAAAAAGAUCCCAGGAUCCACACACUCCCCUUUGCCACGCGCAGGGCGACCUUUCGGGAGGCACAGAGGGUACAUGAGGUGCUUUCCACCGUCAAUGUUUAUGGGAAAGACACAGACAUGUCUGCAGUCUUAAGUCCGUCUAAGAAGGCCUGGAAAAAAUCUGUCAAACCCAAAGAGCAAAUAAAUACCAAUCAAGAGAAAGCAUCAGCAGAUGAAAACCAUGAAAGCUCUGAUGAAGGAGAGGGUGGAGAGAUCCAGCUGGAGAUGGUGGAGAUGACGAUAGGAACUCUGGACCUCAGGGAGUCUGAAAUCUAUCCAUCCAGGCACCGGAGAAGGAGGAGGAGAAAGAAGGAGGAAUCCAAGCUGGAAAAUGAGGAAUUGAUAAACACAGAAGCAGACAAUCAAGAAGAGGUAGUGUUGGAGGCUACGACAGCAGAAGACGCCCCUCAAGAGACAAAGAACAAGAGGAAGAGGAAAGCACAGAGUAAGAAACAACUGGAAGAAAACGUUGAUGAGUCGUCAGAGUAUGGCCUGAGGGAUGAAGUGUUCACAGCCUGUAAGGUUGGGGAUGUGGACGCUUUACGUAGACUCCUUCAGCUACCUGGAGACACAUCAGAGCAGUCGGAGAGCAACGCUUCCGAUAUCCCCAGUCCUCUAACUCUCCUUAAUAAGCCCAUAGACUCGUCAGGGUUCACUUUGCUGCAUGUUGCCUCAGCAGCUGCGCAAAAGGCCGUGGUAAGGCUGCUCCUGGACGAAGGAGCAGACCCGGCCUGCAGGGAUAACAAAGGGCAGACCCCGUAUAUUGUCGCCCCCGACAAAGACACAAGGAACGUCUUUCGUAAAUACAUGGGUGAGAAUCCUGACAAAUACGACUACAGCAAGGCGCAGGUCCCUGGGCCGCUAACGGCAGAGAUUGAAUCCAAAAAGACGGAGAAGAAAAAGGUACAGAAGGCACUAAAAAAACAACGAGAUAAAGAGCAGAAGGAGGAAAAGAGGAAACAAGAGUUGGAGGCAGAGGAAAAGAAGAGGUUUACAUCUCUGACUGAUCGUGAAAAGAGAGCUCUGGCAGCAGAGAGGAGGUUAGCGGACCAAGUAGCUGCAACAAAAGUCGGCAUCUCUAAUGUCAAGAGGUGCUGGACUUGUGGGGAGUCCUUGCUUGGGAAGAUCCCAUUUCAGUACCUGGAGUAUUCGUUCUGCACUCCUCGCUGUGUCCAAACACAUCGAAAAGCCAACGCUCCUCCAGGCAAGACCUAACACCCAUAUAUAUAUAUAUAUAUAUAUUUAUAUAUGUAUAUAAAUAUAUGUAUAACACCCAUGUGGAAUAUCUGAGUUGGAAGGAAGCUACCUCAUUUACACUAAAAGUGAAUUCUAAUAUGGCUGUGUCUUGCCAGGGUGCUUGUUUCAUUUUCAACUCUAAAACAUACAUUUUAAAUAUAAUUGUAUUAUGCCAGAUGAUCUCAGACAACUGGAGUCAUAUACUGUAUUGAAAUAAUGUAAUAAAGGUAUAAUUUAUUUACAGUAUCUGCAACUAUGGAAAAGGUAAAAAAAAAAAGCAAAUGCAAUAAAAAAAACUGUAAUACUGA